Paramuricea clavata is the source of this 3186-nucleotide messenger RNA. The record is from the annotation of a GenBank genome assembly. Lineage: Eukaryota; Metazoa; Cnidaria; Anthozoa; Malacalcyonacea; Plexauridae.
AGAUUCCAUGCAACAAAAUGUUCCUAGAAAUCGCCGUAUCACUGUUUCUAAUUUCGUUUACCUGGUAUGCAUAUUCUUAUAUGAUAAGAAGAAAUAUGCCACCGGGGCCCAUACCCUAUCCGUUCAUUGGCAACAUUCCUCAUAUGAUGUGUGAUCCUGUAAAUCCAUUCGGCCACCUGGCAGAGAAAUAUGGAGAUAUAUACAGUCUAUCGCUUCCCAUGGGAAAUGUUGUUGUUGUCAGUACCUCUUCCCUCAUAAGAGAUGCAAGGCUCGGGAGAAACGAUGAUCUAUCCGGAAAAUCAGCGAAAAGUAUGUUUCCAUUCCCUGACAUUUUGGGAAACGAUUUAGCAGUAGCAGAUUUUUCUACGGCAUAUUUAUUUCGCAAAAGAGUAUUUAAAUCAGCAAUACAUAUUUUUGGAAGUGGUAUCGCCCAAGCGGAAGAUCGAGCUAGGCAUGCAGUUGACCUAGCGAUUGCAGAAAUCGAGACACAAAGGCCAGAGCCUUUUUCCCCUAAGAAGGUAUUUGAGUCUGCUAUAUAUGCGCAGAUAUGGGAAUGGCUCACUUCAAGAAGGGUACCAUUGAAUGAUCCCACAAUAAAAUCAUUAAUCAACUUUGGGGAUACUCUUGUUGGAUUGCCCGUUAUAAGCGUAUUAUAUCAAGCGAUACCGUUUCUAUCGUAUUUGCCAUCGAAAUUUCAACGGGAAAUAAAACGAGCACAAAAGAUAAGGGAUGAUUUACUUACCGCGGAGUUCAGAUACCAUCAGCAAACAUACACUCCUGGUGUCAUUCGCGACCUCACUGACAGUUUUAUAUGUGCCUAUGAAAAGGAAAACGCGAAAGAGUCACGCAAAGAUAUUGGGUCAGUAGAAGACAUCCCUUAUUUAAUGCUUGAUGUCGCUUUUGCAGGUGCAGAUACAACUUCUGCUUCACUUGCCUGGUUUUUCCUGUUCAUGGUGCGUCAUCAGGAUAUUCAGAAGAAACUUCAUGAAGAACUGGACAGAGCGGUAAUGGAAAAUGGCUGCUUGCCAUCUUCGGUUGAUCCUGAUGAAAUGCCAUAUAUGCAGGCGACUAUAUGUGAAAUUGAAAGGGUGUCGGGUUUAGUUAUAACGACAGCGACAAAUGCUAUUCGGGACAUCACUCUUGGCGGUUAUCAUAUUCCAAAAGGUUGUUUAGUUGUGCUCAAUAUCAGAAAGGUACACCUUGAUGAAAGAGAAUGGCCUGAGCAUGAUAAAUUUAAACCGGAACGAUUUCUCGAUUCUGCUGGAAAGUUUAUUGGUUGGUCAAAGCUUCCAGGUUUUAUACCGUUUGGUUUGGGUCGUAGAGAAUGCCCAGGGCAAUCGUUGGCAAAGAUCAUGAUGUUUACAUUUGCUUCAACAUUAUUACAUCGUUACAAGAUUGAAUUGCCAGAUGGGGGAGAUCUUCCAACUACAGAACCUUCAGAAUCUGAUGCAACUGUUGCCACUGUUCGCCCCAAAAAUUUUCAGGUCGUUGCGAAGAAACGAUUUUAAUUCCAAGAACUAAAUCGUGGAGUGUUAGUCAAAGUGAUAUUACACAUUUUAUUUUAUUCAUUUUCAGGUUAUACGCGAUUUGAACAAUCUGAUUGGCUAAAAAUAGUGCGAUUACAGCCCAAGUCGAACAAUUUUAGAGCUGGAAUCGUACUAUUUUGGGGCCUAUUUUAGAAUGUGUAUAACAUACACAUUCCGACUUGAAAACAGUCUAAAUAGCUUUUUUUAUUGCGAUUCGAACAAGACUAUAAUUAACGAAAAAGAUGUAUUUGAAGGGGCUGAAGUUAUGUUCGGCCUAGUAAUACAUUGUUCAAUUGGAUUUUCGAACAAAUUAUGUGAUAGACUUUACCGAUUAUUCUUUUUUACCCAAUUGCUUCGUUUCCAUGUUAACUUAUUUUAGCAUGUCAGGGGCAGAUAAAGAUUAUAUUCCCAUGUUUUCCUGGACGAAUUUGUUUCUUGCUGUUAUUUAGGCUCAAUAAAAAAGUUAUUUUCAACCCUACUAAGCACAAAACAUGAGUAAAGGCCCUGUUACACGGUGCAAUUUUUCAUGCAACUUGUCUCGCAAUGGCGUUGCUAGACAAGUUGCACGAGUCAUUGCCCCGUUUAACAUGCCUUGCAAUGGUCAAAAUCGUUGCGAGACAAGUUGCAUGAAGCAUUGCACAGAGUAGAAGUCGGUUCUAGUUUUGGCAACGAUUGCACUAAUUAUUUUUAGCAUUGCAGCGUGUAACAUGGCUUCGUGCAACCUGUCUCGCAAUGUUUAUAGCAUUGCGAGACAAGUUGCAUGAAAAAUUGCACCGUGUAACAGGGCCUUAAGUAUUUAACAUGAAAACGAGGCAAUUGGGUAAAAUAGAAUAAUCGGUAAGGUCUACUUGGUGAAAUAUGAUAUUACUUGACAACAAAACACUAACAGUUGAGAUCGAGGAACCAAGAAACAAGUCUUUCCUUAUAACUACUUGGUAUCGUCCGCCAUCAUCUGAAAUCAGUAUUAUGAGCAAAUUUGAACAAUUGCUUAAAAAUCUUGAAGAUUGUAAUAAAGAAUCAAUUAUACUAGGUGACUUCAAUUGCAAUAUUCUUGCUAAAGAAAUCGAUACUCACACCUCUACUAUCCUGUCCCUGUAUGAUGAGUACCAGUACACACAAUUAAUCGAUAAUCCUACUCGUGUGACUGAAAAUUCUGGUACCUUAAUUGAUCACUUAAUUUCAAAUAUGCCACAUAAAGUUACAACAACUGCUGUUUCUAAUAUUACUAUAAGUGAUCACUAUUUAAUUUAUGCCAUUCAUCGCAAUAUGCCCCCAACGUGAAAGGCCCAGACUCAUUGAGACUAGAAAUUACAAAGAUUUUGACGCUGAAAGUUUUUUAUAUGAUUUUUCAAAUCAACUUUGGAAUAAUAUUAUUAAACAACUUGAUGAUCCCAAUGAGAUGUUAUCGACUUGGAAUACAUUAUUUCUAAAUACGUUAAAUACUCACGCACCUAAAAGAAGAAAACGUGUCUGACGUGACCUGGAUUACUCCUGACAUUAAAAAGCUCACGUUUGAAAGAGAUAAUUUGAAGAAAAAAGCUACUGUAUCUAAAACUAGUCGCACUUGGGAGCUUUACCAAAAAGCAUAGAAUAAAACAAACAAUAAAAUUCUGGAAGCGAAGCGAAAUUAUUAUAUCUCGAAUAUUAAAACAAGUAAAGG